AUGAAGCUAUUCACAGGCCUCGUUUUCUGCUCCUUGGUCCUGGGGGUGAACAGCUGGUUUUCAUUCCUGACCGAGGCUGCUCAGGGGGCUUGGGACAUGUGGAGAGCCUACUCUGACAUGAGAGAAGCCAAUUACAAGGGUGCAGACAAAUACUUCCACGCCCGGGGGAACUACGACGCUGCACGAAGGGGACCUGGGGGCGUUUGGGCGGCUGAAGUGCUCAGCGAUGCCAGAGAGAAUUCUCAGAGAGUCACAGACUUUUUCAAGUUUGGAGACAGCGGCCACGGAGUGGAGGACUCUGAAGCUGACCAGUUUGCCAACAGAUGGGGCCGGAGUGGCAAAGACCCCAAUCACUUUAGACCUCGCGGCCUGCCCGACAAGUACAAGUGAGCUUCCUCCUCACUCUGCUCUCAGGAGAUGGGGCUGUGAACCCUGAGUCAUUGAGUUGUAUACCUCUAGGUGC
This is a messenger RNA of Pteropus alecto (black flying fox), 463 nucleotides long. RefSeq names its product serum amyloid A protein. Gene Ontology annotation, cellular component: extracellular region. The record is from RefSeq and is a predicted model, not a curated record. Lineage: Eukaryota; Metazoa; Chordata; Mammalia; Chiroptera; Pteropodidae. The transcript is spliced from 3 exons. Bases 1 to 390 code for a protein of 129 amino acids.